AUGGCGAAGCUUGUCAGCAACUUCAAUGGCCAACAAGUCACUGACGCCAUGUUGAAGGACGCUGCAAAACUUUUCAGCGAGAACUACGGCGUCUGGGGCAAUGAAGGACCUGGGAGUCCUGGGAGUCGUGUCAAGAUGAGCGCAGACCGCCUACGGGUGCAAUGUCUUCCCGAGGGAUCGAACAACACAUAUGUCACCAUCCAUAUCGAUGGCGUUCUAGCAGGAAAUGCUUUCGCUUGCCGCUGGGAGCAUGCGAAUCGUCGAGUAUGCUGGAUCACCCAACUGGUGGUCCACAGCAAUUACCGAGAACAGAGGCUCGCAACUACUCUUCUCUUGAACUUGAUCGAUGACGACGAUGAUGUGCUCGGGAUUAUGAGUUCCCAUCCAGCAGCGUGUAAAGCCCUCGCGAAGGCAAUCGGAGGUAUGGACCAGACUCCUCUGGCGAACUUGUUGCUGACUAGUUAUGAAGAUAUCAGAUUUUCCGACGUUUCGAUGGACUAUGCUCGGGACCAUGCCGCUGAUGUGCUAAAGGCGUCGCCGAUUGUUUAUGUUCGCGAGGCGCAGCUCUGCGGGCGGCUUUUUAACUCCGACGAUGCUAGCGGAAUGGUGUCGGGCGUGAAUUCUAAGUUCUAUGUUGAUCACGCUGAACCCCUCGAGGCUCUUGCCUGGUUCCAGGAAGAUGGAAACUGGCCUCUUGGUGAAUUGCCUGAUGGGCACGAAUUUUUGUUCCUAGUGGAAAAGCCACGACGGAGACGCUCACGAUCUGCUUCGGCACGACGUGGGUAUGCAGCAACCGGUGAGGACGAGGCAUCCUUAGCUACAUCCUGA
Colletotrichum tamarilloi is the source of this 828-nucleotide messenger RNA. RefSeq lists its product as uncharacterized. The transcript has 2 exons. Gene Ontology annotation, molecular function: acyltransferase activity, transferring groups other than amino-acyl groups. Bases 1 to 828 code for a protein of 275 amino acids. Lineage: Eukaryota; Fungi; Ascomycota; Sordariomycetes; Glomerellales; Glomerellaceae. The record is from RefSeq and is a predicted model, not a curated record.